This is a messenger RNA of Sordaria macrospora k-hell, 1551 nucleotides long. RefSeq lists its product as uncharacterized. Gene Ontology annotation, biological process: GABA catabolic process. Gene Ontology annotation, molecular function: pyridoxal phosphate binding. The record is from RefSeq and is a predicted model, not a curated record. Gene Ontology annotation, cellular component: mitochondrion. NCBI's taxonomy places the organism in Eukaryota, Fungi, Ascomycota, Sordariomycetes, Sordariales, Sordariaceae.
AUGGCCUCCAGACUUCUUAGGAGCAGCUACACCGGCGGCCUGCGUGCCGUAUCUACUGCUGCAUCGACGACGAUUCGCCCUGCUGUAGUUUCCGCAAUUCGCCAGUUCCCUGCCCGUUGCCAGUCCUCUGCCUCUUCCAACAAGAUGGGAUUUCCAUUCUGCCGGGAACCCGAAGGUCCCGUAGUCAGGACCGAGAUCCCGGGCCCCAAAUCCAAGGAGGCCAUCAAAGAGCUUCAUGAGGUCUUUGAUACUCGGAGCUUGAACAUGCUCACUGAUUACAACAAGAGCAUAGGCAACUACAUUGCCGAUCCUGAUGGCAAUUAUCUGCUCGAUGUCUACGCUCAAAUCGCCUCCAUCCCCAUCGGCUACAACAACCCGGUCCUGCACAGUGCCGCCCAGAGCUCCGCCAUGGUCAACGCCAUCAUCAACCGUCCGGCCCUCGGCAACUUCCCUCCCACAGACUGGGCCUCCACUCUCAAGACGGGCAUCCUCAAAGUCUCCCCCAAGGGGCUCGACCAAGUCUUCACGGCCAUGGCCGGCUCCGACGCCAACGAAACCGCCUACAAGGCCGCCUUCAUGUGGCGCCGCCAAAAGGAGCGCGGCGGCGCUCACGUCGAAUUCACCGCCGAGGAGAUGGAGUCCGCCAUGGUCAACCAAACCCCCGCCGGCUCCAAGCCUCUUUCCAUCUUGUCCUUCAAGACAGGUUUCCACGGCCGCUUGUUCGGCUCCCUAUCCACCACCCGCUCCAAGCCCAUCCACAAGCUUGACAUCCCCGCCUUCGACUGGCCGCAGGCCACCUUCCCAGCGCUCAAGUAUCCCCUCGAGCAACACGCCGAGGAAAACGCUGCGGCCGAGCAGGCGGCGCUAGACGAAGUCGAGCGUCUCAUAACCACGUACCACGUGCCCCCGGCAGCGGUGGUCGUCGAGCCGAUCCAGUCUGAGGGCGGCGACAACCACGCUUCUCCGGCCUUCUUCCGCGGCCUACGCGCCAUCACCAAGAAGCACGACGUGCUGCUGAUCGUGGACGAAGUGCAGACAGGCGUGGGCGCAACAGGCAAGUUCUGGGCGCACGACCACUGGAACCUGCAGGAUCCUCCCGACAUGGUGACCUUCUCCAAGAAAGCGCAAACGGCCGGUUACUACUUUGGCAACCCCGAGCUGCGGCCCAAUAAGCCGUACAGACAGUUCAACACGUGGAUGGGCGACCCGGCACGGGCGUUGCUGUUCAAGGCCAUCAUCGAGGAGAUUGAGCGCCUGGGACUGGUGGAGCACACGGCGAAAGUGGGCGAUUACCUGUAUGGCAAGCUGGAGGCUUUGGGCGAAAAAUACCCCGGCCAGUUUGCCAAUCUGAGAGGUAAAGGCCAGGGAACGUUCAUCGCGUUUGAUAACCCGCGCCGGGACGAGUUUCUGGCCAGGGCCAAGAAGUUUGGGGUUAAUAUUGGCGGGAGCGGGCAGAGCGCGGUUAGGCUGCGCCCGAUGCUGAUUUUCGAGGAGAGGCAUGCGGAUAUUUUGGUGGAUGCUUUGGAGAAGAUUGCCAAUUCUUUUAAGUAA